CGCCCACCUUUUUCUUCUUCCGCUCCCUCGCUCCGCCACCUGUGAACUGGAUUGAACGAAGCUGUGAGAUCCGUCGAGAGGGAGAGAGAGCCGGCGAGAAGGAAGGGAUCGAGGGGAGAGAGGGGGAUUUGGAAAGGAGAUACCUUUCGUGCGAUCGGAGCGGUGGUCGGGGUAUAAAGAUUCGAUUUUUAAGGUUUUCUUGGGGGUUUUCCAUCUCGAUUUGGAAUUGUUGAGCCAUCUAUAUCUGGUGUGUUUCUGAUUUGAAGGUUUUCCAGUUAAAACAGAACAUUAAAAUUUGAAGCAAGGUUGAUGUACUUAUAAUACAAAAAAAAGGGGCGGUGGUCCUGAGACGAGAGAAGCUGUUGUUUGUAUGCCUAUUGGCCACCUCUAGUGAUCCUGGGUUGCUGCUUUGUUUCUUCAGUUUGCCUAGAUGUCGUUCCGCAGUAUAGUUCGUGAUGUAAGAGAUAGUUUUGGCAGUUUGUCAAGACGUAGUUUUGAGGUGAGGCUUUCAGGCUUCUCAGGUCAUCACAAGGGAAAAUCGCAGGGUUCAGUGUAUGAGCUGCAAGACCAGCCUCCAGUGAUCCAGCAGAGUCGCUGGGCUUGCCUUCCUCCUGAGCUACUUUGUGAUGUAAUUAAAAGGUUGGAAGCAAGUGAAAGUACGUGGCCAUCACGCAAGAAUGUUGUUUCCUGUGCAGCUGUUUGUCGAUCAUGGAGGGAGAUGUGUAAAGAGAUAGUCAGAAGUCCAGAGUUUUGUGGAAAGCUUACUUUCCCAGUAUCCCUGAAACAGCCUGGGCCUCGAGAUGGAACCAUUCAAUGCUUCAUUAAGAGGGAUAAAUCAAAAUUAACUUAUCAUCUCUACCUGUGCCUCAGCCCUGCUGUGGUUGUUGAGAAUGGAAAGUUCCUCCUAUCUGCAAAAAGGAAUCGCCGGACAACCUGCACAGAGUACAUUAUAUCGAUGGAUGCUGAAAACAUAUCAAGAUCGAGCAACACUUAUAUUGGAAAGUUGAGGUCGAAUUUCCUUGGCACGAAAUUCAUAAUCUAUGAUACCCAACCACCAUACAAUGGGGCUGCCCUCUGUCCACCACCUGGACGAACAAGCCGCAGAUUCUACUCCAAGAAAGUCUCUCCAAAGGUCCCAUCUGGCAGUUACAACAUAGCUCAGGUGACCUAUGAGCUGAAUGUUCUUGGCACAAGAGGCCCACGGCGGAUGCACUGCAUCAUGUACUCCAUUCCUGCUUCUGCCCUUGAGCCGGGUGGCACAGUCCCUGGCCAGCCUGAUAACCUCGUUCCUCGCUCCCUAGAGGACUCAUUCCGCAGCAUGUCCUUCUCCAAGUCCUCUAUCAUGGACCGUUCCAUGGAUUUUAGCAGUUCUCGCUUCUCUGACAUCACUGGAGGGAUCCAGGAGGGAGACGAAGAGGAGGAGAACAAGGAGGUGAGGCCUCUUGUGCUCCGCAACAAGCCUCCUAGAUGGCAUGAACAGCUGCAGUGCUGGUGCCUCAAUUUCCGGGGCAGGGUUACUGUCGCCUCCGUCAAGAACUUUCAGCUCAUUGCCGCAACACAGCCUGCUGCAGGAGCUCCCACAUCAUCACAGCCCGCACCAUCUGAGCAUGACAAAAUCAUUCUGCAGUUCGGCAAGGUGGCAAAGGAUAUGUUCACCAUGGACUAUCGCUAUCCACUCUCGGCCUUCCAGGCAUUCGCUAUCUGCUUGAGCAGCUUCGACACCAAGUUAGCAUGUGAAUAGAACAGUGAAAGCAGUGGAGAAAAGGAAGUUUAAUUACCAAAAGAAAAGGCAAUAGUUUACAGAGUGGGCAUCCACAAUGUAUUUGCUGUUUGUUGUUGAUUUUUCUUGGUUGUUAGUGUAUCGGGCACUAGCCUGCAACUGGCUUUUGAAGCAUUUAUCUAUCAUCUGUUCACUGAAGUCCUCUGCUAUUAUGACAGCCUUUGGAUGAAGUGAUCAGGUGGUAGUUCCAUAC
Elaeis guineensis (African oil palm) is the source of this 1973-nucleotide messenger RNA. RefSeq names its product tubby-like F-box protein 8. The record is from RefSeq and is a predicted model, not a curated record. NCBI's taxonomy places the organism in Eukaryota, Viridiplantae, Streptophyta, Magnoliopsida, Arecales, Arecaceae. Gene Ontology annotation, molecular function: protein binding.